Messenger RNA from Anneissia japonica, 793 nucleotides. RefSeq names its product A disintegrin and metalloproteinase with thrombospondin motifs 9-like. The coding region runs from base 142 to 777 and encodes 211 amino acids. The record is from RefSeq and is a predicted model, not a curated record. NCBI's taxonomy places the organism in Eukaryota, Metazoa, Echinodermata, Crinoidea, Comatulida, Comatulidae. The transcript is spliced from 4 exons.
UCAGUUGGCUGCGCUAUACACAAGCCCCUGUUUGGAGUUUUGCCACCUUCGUCUUUGGCCCACAGCCGACUCAUCCAGCUGAUCAUCAAGCAAAACUAGCAUGUGCUUUAGUCAGUCGUUUAGUUAAAUCAAAUAUUUAUCAUGGACUCUUAUUUGCUGCCCGUCCUUAUCAUUGUGCUGCUGAACUGUUUUUAUUUUUCUCACGGAGCUGCUAUACCAGACUUAUCAGAUAACAAAUCGUAUGAGAUUGUCACACCAAUUCGAGUCAAUCACAAACGUGAAUCAAUUAAAAAUGUACACCAUUUUCGUAAACGGAGUGUGCCUACGCCUGAGGAAGAUGCAGCCUUCUUCGGGGACUCGGAUAAAACUAUGUAUUUAAUAGAAGCUUUUGGGCACCAAUUUCAUUUAACUUUAGCCCAUGAUGAUUCUUUUAUUGCUUCAAAUUUUGUCGUAGAUGCUAUAGGUUCAACUGGGGAUGAUAUAUACAAUACGUUACAGAAUGACGCGCCUCAUCAUUGCUUUUAUACUGGAAAUGUUAACAGUCAUCCCGAUUCCGCUGCUGUCAUGAGUUUAUGCAACGGAAUGUUUGGCUCAUUCAAAACAAAUGUAGGAGACUUUUAUGUUGAACCAGUAAAAAACCAAUCUCAAUUUGAAAAAGCUGAUGAAACGGAUACAAAAUCACAUAUUAUAUAUCACAAUUUACCCAAGAAAAAUCAACAAGAAAAAAAGAAGAAUCUAUGUGGUGUUAAAGGUCUAUCGGUGCUGGCGAUCCCAUAGAAAUUGUCACAGUGUU